CAAUGAUUUCGGUUCAAUUCAAAGACAAAAUCGCCUCUAACAUCUCCUUUGUUUUUCCCGACGCUGGCUUGUUGCCAACACACCAUCUCUCUCUCUCUCCUUCCCAAUCAUCAGGACCCUCCCUCUUUCUCUAUCUUUCCAAUUUCAGUUUCGUCUAGCUCUAUUUCAUGAUAUAUAUAUAUUUAUAUAUAAACGUAUAGAAGAGCCCAUUAAACCUCUUCUAUAAAACCCAUCAUUUUCCCAUUUGUCAAAAUCUGGCGCGAUUUGAGAACCCAAUCAAACUUUGUGUGAAAAAAACCCAGUUCUUUGAUUAUUCUUCUCCCUAUUCUCAUUCAUUAACUCCCCCAACAUCACAUGGUAACACCAGCACCCCCCCCUUUUUCUUUCCUUUUCUUCUAAUCUCAUCAUGUUCUGUGUUCUUCCAAAAUUUUCCUGGAAAAUCUGAUAGAAAAUCUUGUUUUUGAAGGAAAACUUUCCUGUUUUGAGAUAAGUAACUUCAUGUUUGGCAAACCUUUUUAUGGUAAGGAAACUUCCCACCUCACAUUUUUGGUUUUCAUGAUCCGGGUGAGAUAUUUGUUUCCCAAAAAGUUUUUGUUUUGAUUUGAGAUUUUUGUAUUUGGGACAUACCCAUGUGGUGAAAGGACAGACCCAUCUCUCCUUUUUGUCAGUGGUGAUGAUCUUGGGGAGUUUGUGAUAUAUCAUCAAAAGGGCUUUCUCUUGUUUGAAGAGAGCCUUGUUAAUCAAACACACCCUUACCCAUUUCUCUAUUCUCAUUGUGAGAUCCUAUUUCAGUGCCCUCUCUGUUUCUCUUUGGAAAUUCUCAUUUCAGAUGUGAGUUUGUGACUUAAAGGUCAUUUAUGUGUGUAAAAUCCCCAAAUGCAGAAUACCCAUAAUUGAGUUUUGAGGUUAAAUUGUUCUGAAGAUGCAAUCUAGGCUACUGGUGUUGGAGGAAGGCAAAGACCCUUCCACCACCAUUAUUAGAACAAGCCAAUCUCGGGGUUCACCAUUGAGAAUUCUGCAAUUUCUCUUGGUCUUUUUGGGUAUUUGCAUUGUGUUUUCGAUGUUGAGUAUGUAUAUGAUCCGUUAUCUCGGAGCCCAAAAUGUAGUUCCAGCAAUACAAUCCACAUUCCAACCCUGUUAUGGAGAGGCAAGAAGUUUAGAAAGUUGGAUUAGGCCUCCAUCCAAACUACUUCAUACGAUGAAUGACACUGAGCUGUUUUGGAAGGCUUCGUUUGUACCUCGAAUAAAAGAUUACCCGUUUAAUAGAACUGCCAAAAUUGCUUUCAUGUUCUUGACAAGAGGACCAUUGCCAAUGGCACCCCUAUGGGAAAGGUUCUUUAAAGGGCACGAGGGGCUUUAUUCGAUCUACAUUCAUUCACUGCCAACUUAUCAACCAGAUUUCUUGCAUUCAUCGGUUUUCUAUGGAAGGCAAAUCCCGAGUCAGGUAGCUGAGUGGGGAAGGAUGAGCAUGUGUGAUGCUGAAAGAAGACUCCUAGCCAACGCAUUGCUUGACAUUUCCAACGAAUGGUUUGUCCUCGCAUCCGAGGCAUGCAUUCCUCUUCAAAACUUCGACGUCAUUUAUCGCUACCUAUCAAGAUCAUGGUACAGCUUCAUUGGCUCAUUUGAUGAAGAUGGGCCCUUUGGAAGAGGGCGCUAUAAUGCAAACAUGGCACCUGAGGUCAACCUCACCGAAUGGCGUAAAGGUUCCCAAUGGUUUGAAGUUGAUCGUAAACUAGCAAUCGACAUUGUUGAAGAUCACAUUUUCUACCCUAAGUUUGAAAAGUUUUGCAGACCAGCGUGUUACGUGGAUGAGCACUAUUUCCCAACCAUGUUGAGCAUCCAAUCUCCACAUCUCUUGGCUAACCGGAGUCUCACUUGGGUGGACUGGUCAAGAGGUGGUGCUCAUCCGGCUACGUUUGGGAAGGCUGACAUUAAUGAGCAAUUUUUCAAGAGAAUUUUGGAAGGCCAAAAUUGCUUUUACAAUAACCAGCCAUCUUCGGUUUGUUUUCUUUUGGCAAGAAAGUUUGCUCCGAGCACUUUGGAGCCAUUGUUAGAAAAUGCAUCCAAAUUUUUCGGUUUUUGAUUAAAGACUGCAUAUGUGAUCUAGUGAAGGUGUCAGAGGAAGAACAGUUUUGGUUAUUAAUCUCUUUGUACACCAAGUUUAUAGGCUUUGAUGAUUCAAUGUGUAUGAAAGCAUUUCAGAUACUUAAAAAUGUCACAACCUUGGUUUUCGGCAUCUUAGACAAGUUUGUGAUACAAGUACGGUUUUGUUUACAA
Camellia sinensis is the source of this 2277-nucleotide messenger RNA. Its product is annotated as Core-2/I-branching beta-1,6-N-acetylglucosaminyltransferase family protein. Gene Ontology annotation, cellular component: membrane. The record is from RefSeq and is a predicted model, not a curated record. Gene Ontology annotation, molecular function: glycosyltransferase activity. NCBI's taxonomy places the organism in Eukaryota, Viridiplantae, Streptophyta, Magnoliopsida, Ericales, Theaceae.